Messenger RNA from Argentina anserina (silverweed cinquefoil), 1116 nucleotides. Its product is annotated as GDSL esterase/lipase 7-like. Gene Ontology annotation, molecular function: hydrolase activity, acting on ester bonds. Bases 1 to 1116 code for a protein of 371 amino acids. The record is from RefSeq and is a predicted model, not a curated record. The transcript is spliced from 6 exons. NCBI's taxonomy places the organism in Eukaryota, Viridiplantae, Streptophyta, Magnoliopsida, Rosales, Rosaceae.
AUGUUAGAAAUAUAUGAGAACUGCUAUAAACAAGUCGCAAGGCCAUGGCCACGAUCGUCAAUUCAUAUCUGGAUCCUGAUAUAUCUCCGCUCAGUAGUUUUAAUAGAGGGAUCAGCGAUUGCACCAGCAAUAUACGUCUUUGGGGAUUCUUUAUUUGAUAGUGGUAAUAAUAAUUUCUUGCUAACUUUAGCAAAGGCAAAUUUCCUGCCCUACGGUGUCAAUUUCGUUAAGGGUGCCACCGGAAGAUUCACUAAUGGUAAAACAUUGGUUGAUUUUAUAGCUGAGUUUCUUGGGCUACCAUUUGCUCCUCCAUACUUGAGCAUACGCAACUCGACAAUACUUACGGGCAUGAAUUAUGCAUCGGGGUCCUGUGGCAUUCUCCCAGAAUCUGGAAGUCGAUUGGGAAAGUGCUUGAACCUGAAAGAGCAGAUGGAUUUGUUUGAAAAGACGGUGAAGUUAGACUUGCCAGGACUUAUAAACAAACCAGAUGAUAUUGCAGAGUACUUGUCCAAGUCCAUAAUUCUCGUUUCUGUAGGCAACAAUGAUUUUCUGAAUAAUUACCUUCAACCUAAACUUUAUGACUCGAGCAAAAAAUACUCUCCUCCACAGUUUGUACAACUCCUGAUGGAUAAUCUUUCUCACCAUUUGGAGAGAUUAUAUAACUUAGGAGCCAGGAAGAUAGUUAUGUUUGAAAUUGGUCCUCUUGGUUGCAUCCCAUCAAUUGCAAAGACACAAAAUCACACUGGAGACUGUGUGGAAGAAACUAACCAGCUAGCUUCGAUCUUCAACGACAGACUUCGUGAAACCCUGGAAAAUUUAACGUUUACUUUACAAGGAUCUUUAUUUGUUCUUGGUCGAGCUAACGAGAUCGGCUAUGAUGCAAUUACAAGUCCCCUUAAAUAUGGCCUCGAGGACGGAAGCAAUCCAUGCUGCAUUUGUUUGAACAAUGCAUCGUCAUGUAUUCCAUUAGCUAAACCAUGCUUGCAGUCAAAUACUCACUUCUUCUGGGACGCUUUUCAUCUGACUGAAUCUGCUAAUUCAGUCAUAGCAACUGGCUGUUUCAAUGGCUCUACUCUUUGCACUCCUCUGAACAUCAUGAAACUUGUACAAAUGUAA